Messenger RNA from Capronia epimyces CBS 606.96, 1128 nucleotides. RefSeq lists its product as uncharacterized. The transcript is spliced from 3 exons. Lineage: Eukaryota; Fungi; Ascomycota; Eurotiomycetes; Chaetothyriales; Herpotrichiellaceae. The coding region runs from base 1 to 1128 and encodes 375 amino acids. The record is from RefSeq and is a predicted model, not a curated record.
AUGACAUCCCUCUCUCCAGAGGACCAAGCAAUCCGCCUCACAUGCGCGACACACUUCCACCAGGCUCUAUGGCUGCCGCAGACGGCAAACCGUGCGAAGCUCAGGGUCACAUAUUCAACCACGACGAAUUUCGACAACGUCAGCCUGCCAGCCAUUCUCUUCAUCGGUCCAAUGUUUGGCACGCGAUGGAUGGCUUUGCACUUUGACAAGCUGGCCAGAGACUGCGGUGUCAGGGUCAUUUGUGUCGAUCGACCCGCGUUCGGAGGCUCGACAUCGGUGGCCAUCGAUCUUCGCAUGCGCACCUGGCUGGAAACAGUCCCAGCUCUGCUACGACGACUGGACGUUGAGCAUGUCGCCAUGGUGACACACUCGGCUGGGACUCUGUACACGCUCAACACGUUAUUCCACCACCGCUCCCUUCUAGACCCAAAGGCACCCUACGUCGCAUUCUUGGCGCCUUGGGUACCGACUGCCAACUCGGGCGCGACUCUGGCCACCCUCGCUGCCAAACUUCCGACCCCUCUGCUUGACUCCUGGGCCGGGCUCAACACCUUCAUCAACACUAAGAUCUUACCCAGCGCCUCAUGGUCCGGAGGGAUCAUCUCGUCCUCAGCCGCGCUACUCUCCUCCUCAGCUGGCACAGAUGUCCCCGGAGCAGAGGGGUCAACUUCCACCACUCCGUUCGAGCAAUACGGGUUCGACGACGACACGGCUAAUCUCAUCAAGAAGUUGUCGUCAAAGUAUCAGUUCGCAGAGAGCAACACGGGCGCGAACGAAGAAAUCAAACUUUGCCUCCGGAGAUGCAACGAUGCUGACUGGGGAGAGGCGGCGGAUUACUUGGGUUGCAUCCGCAAGAUAGCCGUCAACGAAGCAGCGCGUGGUCAGGGUGAGCCAAAUGCGGCCAGGCUGAAUGUCGAAGCAUUCUUCGCUGGCUCGGAUAUCAUGAUCGCCAAGCGCGGACAGAAGUACUUUGAGCAAUGCUGGCAAAGCGAUGAGGUGAAGGAGAAGGUGAACUUUACUACUUCGACCUUUCCGGCGGCGGACCAUGACUCCUUGCUCAUUGAUCAGAAGAAGGGUGCCCUGAAGGUUGUGUUCAAGAGGAUUGCCCAACUGGGCAAAGAGCUCUAG